Messenger RNA from Trichobilharzia regenti, 417 nucleotides. The record is from the annotation of a GenBank genome assembly. NCBI's taxonomy places the organism in Eukaryota, Metazoa, Platyhelminthes, Trematoda, Strigeidida, Schistosomatidae.
UGCCUUUGGUAGGUUAUUCUUGACUCUGUAAAUUACUUUGGAAGCGGUAUUUGUUGGGAUGGAAUGACCAGUGUUGAUGAGAUGUUCGAUUAUCGCACUCCUUAUACAGCUACUUUUUGUAGCCAUGCGGGAUAGUGUUCUUGAACCCUUUUGGACAGGAUACGCGUCGAACUACCAAUUUACCAGCAACAGGUGGACUUAUAUAUGCACAGAAGUUAUCAGCUGUGAGAUCUUGUCCCUGAGGCUUCUACAGACCAAUGGACAACUGGAGAACACUACUCUCAGCGUUGCUACAAAGAAUUUUCCUUUCAAAGAUGCUGAAAUUCUUCUCCUAAGGAUAUCACAGGUUAAGUCUCCCUUGAAAUCCAGGUUCAUGUAAAGUUUCUUUUUCGGAACAAGUAAUUUUUUUGAUGUGGU